AUGAAAAUUCAGAGAGGUUAUCUGGUAUACUGGACAAUUCAUCCGGAAGGCAUAUCCGGUAUGCUGGAUACAGAAGGAAUCAAAAAAGGGAAAAGGCAUCCGAAAGGUUAUACCGGUAUGCCCGUUGAGGCAUCUGAAAGGCUAUAUUGGUAUGCUGAAAGGCUAUAUUGGUAUACCGAAUUGACUAACCAGUAUGCCGGACUCCAAAUGAAGCAAGGUCAAAAGGUUAGGCACACCGGUAGACCGCUUAAAAGGCUCCGGUCUAUUGGACACUGUGAAUCUGCCUACUGGACACUGUGA
Ilex paraguariensis (yerba mate) is the source of this 300-nucleotide messenger RNA. The record is from the annotation of a GenBank genome assembly. NCBI's taxonomy places the organism in Eukaryota, Viridiplantae, Streptophyta, Magnoliopsida, Aquifoliales, Aquifoliaceae.